AUGUCGGUCUUACCAAGUCCACAAGCACCCUUCUUGCUCCUCUUAUUUCUCUUCUCGUCUUUGUAUCCUGGAUUGCAUGGCUUCAAAAUAACUGGUGCAUCGGGUGGUGUUAACUCAGUUACUGGGGCGCGGCCAUUGCGUUACGAAAUCAACGAGUUUGCCAAUUCUGGACCGGCGUUCCAUUUGUUUGUCCUGGCAAUGAUGGCUUUUCAAAGUACCAACCAGUCAGACCCGCUUUCAUACUUCCAGAUCUCAGUAGGGAUUCAUGGUUUUCCUCAAACUCCUUGGGAUGGUGUGCUGGGUACAGGCCAGUAUGCUGGAUACUGUCUACAUAGCGCUGUCCCCUUUCCGAUGUGGCAUCGGCCAUACGUGGCGCUAUUAGAGCAAAUCCUAUGGACCUACGCGCAGGACAUUGCAGAUAUCUUCCCGGAGGAAGAACGCGGCCAAUACAAGCAAGCGGCAUUGAAUUUGCGAUUUCCGUACUGGGAUUGGGCAUUAUAUCCUGCUCUGCCAGACGCGGUAUCUCAACCACAAAUCACCGUGAACACGCCCGAGGGAUGGCAGACCGUCGACAACCCGCUCUUCAGCUACAAAUUUCAGUCUAAUGCUGGAGGAAAUAGCUUCCCGCCAGCACACCCUUUAGCAAAGUUUGGAUCUACCGUUAGGUACUACAAUACUUCCACGCAGCAAAGCGAUCAGACUGCGGCGACUGCUUCAUUGAGAGCUCAGGCUCCAGGGUUACUUUCGUUGACAUAUCAAUUGUUCACAACAAUCUCUGACUACACACUGUUUUCUUGCAACAAUCCGGGUGGGAAUCCAGGUAUUUUGAACAAUAUCGAGGCCAUCCAUAACGGCAUCCACAGCAGUGUUGGUGGCUAUGGACACAUGUCAUACCCCGAAACCGCAGGAUUUGACCCUGUAUUCUUCUUACACCAUGCGAAUGUCGAUCGACUUGUUGCCAUGUGGCAGAUCCUCAAUCCCGAUAGUUACAUCGUCCCAACGAUGAAUGCCUACGGCUCCUAUUACGAAUUGAAAGGGUUCAUUGAUUCGGGCUCCACGGCAUUGGCCCCUUUCCAUUCUGAUGCGGGUAGCACUAUGUUCACAACAGACGGUGUCCGUAAUACUAGGACUUUUGGUUACGCCUAUCCUGGACUAGAAGACUGGAAUAAGACUCAAGCCGAGUUGGCCAGCAAUGUACGCCGUCUGAUCAAUACCCAGUACAACCCCCUCACAAACACCACGCAUACCCGCAUGAGCAGGGCACUCAGUCAGAGAUCAGCCAAUGUUGCCGAUGUCUUUGGCCAUGUUGACCUCGACAUGGCACGGGACAUGAGUGUCAACAAUCUCGAAAUGCAAUGGUCUAUCGCUGUUCUAGUUGAGCGGUUCGCCUUUGAUACUAGUUACUGCAUCGACUUCUUCAUCGGCGACCCACCUGCCGAUGUUACGUUGCGACCAACCGCCAAAAACCUGAUCGGAUCAUAUGCACAGUUCGGCCAUGCGAACGUUUCGCUGAUUCACCCAGAGGGUGCUCCUGAAGGACAAGUUGGGAGCGAAGUCUCGAUGACGCACGUCUUGGCCGCCGGUGUUAUGCGAGGCGUCUUGAAAGACUUGUCCCCAGAAUCAGUGGUACCACUGCUCCAGAACGCUUUGCACUGGAGGGCCCGGACCACGACAGGAGAUGACGUGCCUUUGGAAGCAGUCUCGGGCCUGUCAAUUUCUGUCUACAGCCGAUCUGUAGUUCCAACAGAUGCCGACGACAGAUUUCCUCAGUAUGGACCCGUGCAAUGGCAGCGAUCUGCGACUAAUGGCAAGCCGUGCGGGUCUUCGUGGCCAAGUACGUGGGCCCAGCCUGUGUGA
This is a messenger RNA of Exophiala spinifera, 1857 nucleotides long. RefSeq lists its product as uncharacterized. Bases 1 to 1857 code for a protein of 618 amino acids. Lineage: Eukaryota; Fungi; Ascomycota; Eurotiomycetes; Chaetothyriales; Herpotrichiellaceae. The record is from RefSeq and is a predicted model, not a curated record. The transcript is spliced from 6 exons. Gene Ontology annotation, molecular function: oxidoreductase activity.